CUGUCUGUUUACAUGAGCGUGAAUCUGUGUAUGAUGGCAUUGUAACAUAUUGUCAAAUACUGUGUAUUUGUCGCCAUCUAGUGGUUGAAGUAAAUAAUUUACAGCCUCCACUUGACUCACAACAAGCAUCACUCACUGUUACGAAGUCACUAAAGUCAAGCAUUCACUUUCAAAUCUGUCACCAGUCUAGACAAACAUAGACUAGAAAACCGAAGCCUAUAAUGAGAGCUUGCACACUCCACAUUAAAAACUUCCAGGGGCCUGGCUUUGUGUCGCAGCAUGUUUCAAACUCCUGUUACAGAAUUUGAACCUUUCACAGAACCUUUUGAUGUUAGGCAACAUAUAUAAAUCAACAUGACAAUGUUAAUACGAUGGAAGGUUUUAUGAAGGAAAUGAGAUCAUAAAUCAGAUUACAGACACAGAUAGUGUCAAAAAGUGCAUAUCCCUGCAGCCUGAUGAGCAUGCACAAACACUUCAUAAAUCAGCAACACUUGAGCCAAAGUCCUCCAGUUACUCUUUAAAGCAGACAUAAAUUUCAAAGGUCAUAUCUCUGCGUACACACUUAAACCAAAGCAGUGACAUUUACUUGGUGACACUCUGGACAGUGAUGGAGAGAGUACUGCUAUUGUUUGGACUCGUGGCUCUAGCCACAUCAUAUGCUAUACCUGUUUCCCCUAAGGUGCAUGAGGUGUACGAGAAUGGUGAGGAUGAGAACCCCAUCCUAAACCUGGGUUCAGAUGCCAACCUGUUUGAAGGGGACAUUUUAAUUCCAAAAGGAAAGAAUGCCCUGAUUGACAAAAGAUACAGAUGGAAAUUUCCAAUCCCUUACAUACUGGGUGAUGAUUUAGAUCUGAAUGCCAAGGGCUGCGUCCACCAGGCUUUUGAAAUGUAUCGGCUGAAGUCCUGCAUUGACUUCAAGCCUUAUGAGGGAGAGCAGACAUUCAUCAAGUUUGUAAAGAGAGGAGGGUGUUUCUCCAGUGUUGGUGACCAGCAGGAUGGUCAGAUUCUGUCUUUGGGGUCAGGCUGUGACCACAAGGCGGUGAUCGAACAUGAACUACUUCAUGCUCUUGGAUUUUACCAUGAACAGUCCCGUACAGACAGAGAUGACUAUGUCGACAUCUGGCUGGAUCAGGUUACACCAGGACUUGAACACAACUUCAACAAAUAUAAUGAUGACUUCAUCACCGAUCAAAACACGGCGUACGACUAUGAGUCCAUCAUGCAUUACAGGCCCUUCUCCUUCAAUAAGAACGAAUCCAUCCCAACUAUAACCACCAAAAUCCCAGAGUUCUACAACAUCAUUGGCCAGUACCUCGACUUCAGCAAUAUGGACACCCUUAGGCUCAACCGGAUGUACAAUUGCUCUGGUCCUCUCACCCUACUGGACCAGUGUGCCUUUGAGUAUGCCAGUAUCUGCGGGAUGAUCCAGGCCUCCUCUGAUGAUGCCGACUGGGUCCACACAAAGAGCAGUGUGGGUUCAGAGGAUCACACACUCCUGGGACAAUGCAGAGAUGCUGGGUACUUCAUGCACUUUAAUACCACGGUUGGGAAGCCUGGGGCAUCUGCUUUGCUUGAAUCCCGAACACUUUACCCUAAGAGGAAGCUUCAGUGUCUGCAGUUCUUCUACAAGAUGACUGGAAACACAGAGGACAGGCUUGUGAUAUGGGUCAAGAUGGAUGAUGGCACAGGCACUGUUCGCAAAAUGCAAAAAAUACACACCUUUUAUGCUGAUUCUGAUCACACAUGGAAGAUUGCUCAUGUACCAUUGGAGGUAGGAGAGAAAUUCCGCUAUGCUUUCCAAGCCGUGCGUGGUGCAUCCACUGCAUCCCCCGGCGGGAUCUACAUCGACGACAUCAGCCUGACUGAGACACGCUGCCCCAACAACGUGUGGAGGAUCCAGAACUUCUCUAAGAUCAUGGAAACAGCCAACUUGAACACAGUUAUUGACAGCCCUCGUUUCUACAGCCCUGAAGGCUAUGGUUACGGUGUCCGCGUCAUACCGUUGACGAGUUACUCUGAUCACACAGGGAGCUACGUUGGGCUGUACUUUCACCUGAUCAGUGGGGACAACGAUGUGGUGAUGCAGUGGCCAGCGAUAAACAGACAGGCCACCUUGGUGGUGAUGGACCAAGACCCAGACAUUAAGCUGAGGAUGUCCACCGCUCGCAGCCUCACAACUGAUAUGAGGAAGACACCAGAUGGAAACUUCUUUUGGGAUAAUCCCUCCAAGGUUGGGACCUUGGAUCCUUCCUGUAAUUGCUACAGAGGUAGUUCGUGGGGCUGGAGGAACUUUGUCAAGCACUUCGACCUCAGGCGGCGCAAUUACCUCAAGAAUGAUGAUCUCAUCAUCUUCAUCGACUUUGACGACAUAACGUCACUGAUCAAAACAGAAGUUCCCAUUAAGCCAAAGAAGUAAGAUCAGAUCAGACUGGAUUUCAUAUCAUGAUUAACUGGAGAUGUACCAUAUGCAGCUGUGAUGAGAAGAACAUUAUUUGAAGAUGAAGAAAGGAUGAAGAUUAAAUGAAGAUUACUGCUGUGCCACAAUUUCAGAAUCAUACAUACAUAGUUUACACAAUUUAAGUUAAAUUCAGUAUAUGAAAGCCAAAACAAACGCAUACCAAUCAUUUUGAACAAGUUAUUUCUUAUUGAACUGUCCUAAUAAAAGCUACUGAAGAA
Larimichthys crocea (large yellow croaker) is the source of this 2676-nucleotide messenger RNA. RefSeq names its product meprin A subunit alpha-like. NCBI's taxonomy places the organism in Eukaryota, Metazoa, Chordata, Actinopteri, Sciaenidae. The record is from RefSeq and is a predicted model, not a curated record. The transcript is spliced from 14 exons. Gene Ontology annotation, cellular component: membrane. Bases 608 to 2416 code for a protein of 602 amino acids. Gene Ontology annotation, molecular function: protein binding; zinc ion binding; metalloendopeptidase activity. Gene Ontology annotation, biological process: proteolysis.